CAGUUCGUUUUUAGACAGCGUGGUGGUUGCUGUUUCGACUGUAUACACGAUUACAUCUGUUUUUCUUACGCUUUCAUUUCGUCGAAACACGAAAUUAUCGUAUUGUUAUCAAAUAUUUAUCGGGCUUCCAGCUGUACAGUAACGGACAGAUUUUUCGUUUCUUCAUAAAACGCAAAAUAUAUCGUGGGAUGACGUAAACUCGCUCCGAUAUCUACACGAAAUUAGAGUCGAAACGAGAAUGCGACGACAACGAGAAAUCGAAUACAUAAAAGAAGCCAGCUGUUCAAUGGAAUUGACGAUCGAACGAUCGGUCGAAUAAAACGGAGCAGUGGCGUCGCUUGCGAACGAACGAAAAGAGAAACGAACGAAAAAAUUCUUAAAGGCCGUGUUUUAAUCGGAUUGAGAAAGCUACGCAGACGCGUCGCAUCGAAAUUUUUCAGAGGAACGUGGUAUACGUACACAGUGCCGCCGUGUAUAUACAAAAAUCGCGAGUAGUUUUCCAAAAAUCGCGAGUAGUUUUCCUAUCGAUCCAGCCGGACAGUCGAUCCACUGGUGCGCGAUCAAAAAUGUGGCAUUCGUCGAGAAAGACACCGAUGGAGAAAAAUGUUCCAGAAAACGAAGAAAAGUGUGAGAAGCAGCACGACUCGGGUGACGCUGAUUCUGGUUUCCUAUCCGGAGGAAAUCUUCAAGUCAGUUCCGAGCUAAGCGAAGGUGAAUUAAUUGCCGCGACAACCGCACCCCAGGCUCCAGAACCAAUGAAAGUAGACAGCGGUGUAGAUCUCGGCCUGAGCGAAAGCUUGAGCCAGCUUACGCUGAAACAAGUUACAUUGAAUCCUCUCGCUAGUGGCAAAGUUCAAGCCGAACCGACUGUCGAAUUGAUUCCUGUCAGUUCCGACAAGCUCAAGCAAUACGAUGCUUCGAUAUUACAACACGAAUCGUAUCAAUCUACGGAGAAGCCGUUCAAUGAGGAACCUUGGCAGCUUUACUACACACAGGAUGAUGAUGGGGACACGCAGCUGCACAUAGCCAUAGUGCAAGGUUUCCUAGAGGCUGCGUUCAGUUUGAUAAGAAUGGCACCUCAUCCUUGCCUGUUGAACAUCUUGAACGACGAUGGUCAGUCACCCCUGCACCUGGCUGUGUUGACCAGGCAACCGAGAAUCGUAAGGCGGCUAAUUUUGGCAGGUGCAAAUCCGGCAUUGAGAAACUUCCGUGGUAAUACAGCCCUACACCUGGCAUGCGCCACCGGGGAUCUUACCUCGGCGAAAUCCCUAACCGACCCCUUGACGCCGCUCGAAAGAAAUUACCUGCUUUACGGAAAGAAAGUACCUGCGCUGCCGCAGAAUCUCGAACAACGGAAUUACGAUGGAGAAAUGUGCUUGCACAUAGCAGCCUCCUCAGGCCACGUGGAGUUGGUGCGCCUUCUGUUACGUCUUGGAGCAGACCUCGAAGCCAGAGAAGCUUUGGCGGGAAAGACGGCUCUUCAUCUGGCCGUGGAACGCGGUUGUCGAUCGGUAGUCGCGUUUCUUCUUCAAGAAUGCAGGCCUUGUUUGGACACGCGGACGUACGCUGGGAUCACUGCUUAUCAGAUAGCGUUGUGUUUCGAUGGCCAACUAGCCAGGGAACUAGUGAGGCUAGGAGCAACGCCGCAGCCGUUACCCGAGUCGGACUCCGAGAGCAGCGACGAGGACGAGAGCACGACGACGAAUUAUAUGCCAGCGAUCGCGAGACUCAGGCAGAAUGUGGUCGGCGUUAAAGUAUAAAACUCCAUCGAUCAACAUGCUGGACUAACGUUAUUUUUUAGUCGCUGCGUUUUAGUUGACCGUAGCAUAAUUAAAAAAUAUUAAGCCUCGGAUGGCAGAGCCGGAUCUUUGCUGACCCAACGUAUGACUUGGAAUUUAAAUUUAAUUUGAAGUUUCUUCAACGUAGGCUUCCUACAAUUAAAAGUAAGCGUAUAGGAAAAAGAAUCUCCUGUCAUUUGCUUUUAAUCUUGGGAUGACCUAGGGAGACCCUAGCACCUCUAGAUGUUUUAUAGGUCUGAGUUAUAAUUGAUCCGACAAACGUUGUUCGAGGAUAUCAACUGACUGUUCGGGAUAUCGCCGGAAAAAAUAACUAGAUAACUUUGCGUCGCGAUACGGGUUUCAAUAAAGAACACACGAUUCUAAUUGUAUCCACAACAGUACAAGUAUUACACACGUGUCGAACAUGUUAUUAUUCAUUUCGAAAGUAACUGGCACUUUGGCAAAAUCGAUGUCGAAGUGAUCCGACGAAAAUAUAAACAGGAGAACGAAGGACGAAACGGAAACAUUGUAACAAUCAGUUAAAUUUGUGCCUCUGUGAGGAGCAGCUACUUACUCGAUAACGAGGGAUACAAAGGAGACGAUGUUGAAUUUACGCUUAGAAGAGACCGCAGGAUCUCGUUUAUAUGUACAUAGAUAACGAAAGCAUCGAAUUUUUGUUCGAUUUCUAUCUCUGAAUGUAGUGAUACUGUGGUACGCUUGAAAGCGUCUUUAACUCCAGAGAGAAUAUAUUAAAAGCAAAAGAAAGAAAGAAACAAUAGUAAAAAAGAAUAGUACGUGAUGAAACGUAAUUUCGUUCUUCGGUUUAAGAUGUACAUACAUAUACAUAUAUAUAUAUAUUUAUAUUAGAUGCAUUAAGAGACCAAAAUAACACUUAAAUAGAAUAUUUAUGUAGAAAUAGUUUACUCGAAUACUACUCACAGAGUACUUCGGUGUUGUAUCUAACGCGAACGUUUAUAAAGUUUCCUCGUCGCCCCUUGAACCCCCACGAUUCUCUCUGUCUUACCGUGUUGUACAUAGUCAUAUUUUAUUAGCAACGCAAACGUGUCGUUUUUUUACGACAUCAGCUAUAAUAGAAAAUGAUACAAUUAACACGUUGUUACAUAACGUCUAUAAUUAUUUUUUUAGUAAUAAAAGGCCAUGGAAAAAUUGA
Osmia lignaria (orchard mason bee) is the source of this 2949-nucleotide messenger RNA. It is a transcript of the gene cact, whose product is annotated as NF-kappa-B inhibitor cactus. Gene Ontology annotation, molecular function: NF-kappaB binding. Gene Ontology annotation, biological process: cellular response to tumor necrosis factor. Gene Ontology annotation, cellular component: cytosol. Lineage: Eukaryota; Metazoa; Arthropoda; Insecta; Hymenoptera; Megachilidae. The record is from RefSeq and is a predicted model, not a curated record.